AGACACGGUGAAUUAGCACCACCAAUGGGAACUGGCCUCUCAGCUCUAUGCCUUUCUCCAACCAAGCUGAAAUAAGUCUCAUAAGUUCAGUCAUCCUCUGGAAUCUGAAUCUUCCUCCAGCAUCUGAGUCAGACUGAGAGGACAGCAGAACUGCUGGAUGUGCUCUGCUGCCAGUGGGACCUCUGCAGUUCCCCCUCCUCAGUGCCAGCUAUGAGUUCCUGCAACUUCACACAUGCCACCUUUGUACUUAUUGGUAUCCCAGGACUAGAGGAAGCCCAUUUCUGGUUCGGCUUCCCCCUGCUUUCAAUGUACGCCGUGGCCUUGUUUGGAAACUGCAUUGUAGUCUUUAUUGUAAGAACAGAGCGCAGACUGCAUGCUCCCAUGUACCUCUUUCUCUGCAUGCUGGCAGCCAUUGACCUGGCCUUGUCCACAUCCACCAUGCCCAAGAUCCUUGCCCUCUUCUGGUUUGACUCCCGGGAGAUUUCUUUUGAUGCCUGCCUUGUCCAGAUGUUCUUCAUUCAUGCUCUCUCAGCCAUUGAAUCCACCAUCCUACUGGCCAUGGCCUUUGACCGUUAUGUGGCCAUCUGUCACCCACUGCGCCAUGCUGCAGUGCUCAAUAAUACAGUAACAGCCCAGAUUGGCAUGGUGGCUGUGAUCCGCGGAUCCCUCUUCUUUUUCCCACUGCCACUACUCAUCAAGCGGCUGGCCUUCUGCCACUCCAAUGUGCUCUCACACUCCUACUGUGUGCACCAGGAUAUGAUGAAGUUGGCCUAUGCAGACACAUUGCCCAAUAUGGUCUACGGUCUUACUGCCAUUCUCCUGGUCAUGGGCGUGGAUGUCAUGUUCAUCUCCUUGUCCUACUUUCUGAUUAUACGAACAGUUCUGCAACUGCCGUCCAAGUCAGAAAGGGCCAAAGCCUUUGGGACCUGUGUAUCACACAUUGGUGUGGUCCUGGCCUUCUAUGUGCCACUCAUCGGCCUCUCGGUGGUGCACCGCUUUGGAAACAGCCUUGAUCCAAUCGUGCAUGUUCUCAUGGGGGAUGUCUACCUGCUGCUGCCUCCUGUAAUCAAUCCCAUCAUCUACGGUGCCAAGACCAAGCAGAUCAGAACACGGGUGCUGGCUAUGCUCAAGAUCAGUUGUGACAAGGACAUUCAAGCUGUGGAACAUAGGUGACCCUUGCCAUCCUAAUUCCCCUUAUCCUUACUGGUUUAAUAUAAUUAUUUCAUAACACUAAUUUAAUUCUAGUUGCCUGUAAACAUAUCAGUGCUUUUCUCCAGCUGGAAUAGUAAACUACAGUCUAGUCGCUUCAUGGAAUAAUAAGUAGGAUAAUCCAUAUUAAUGGAAUAUUAUCUGGUUAAAAGACUAUAAAAAUGAAACAUUGUAAUAUUAA
Marmota flaviventris (yellow-bellied marmot) is the source of this 1390-nucleotide messenger RNA. Its product is annotated as olfactory receptor 51E2. Gene Ontology annotation, molecular function: olfactory receptor activity; G protein-coupled receptor activity. Gene Ontology annotation, cellular component: plasma membrane. The record is from RefSeq and is a predicted model, not a curated record. Gene Ontology annotation, biological process: G protein-coupled receptor signaling pathway. NCBI's taxonomy places the organism in Eukaryota, Metazoa, Chordata, Mammalia, Rodentia, Sciuridae.